This is a messenger RNA of Danio aesculapii, 2705 nucleotides long. RefSeq names its product cytoskeleton associated protein 2-like (gene ckap2l). The coding region runs from base 115 to 2421 and encodes 768 amino acids. Gene Ontology annotation, cellular component: centrosome; cytosol; mitotic spindle. NCBI's taxonomy places the organism in Eukaryota, Metazoa, Chordata, Actinopteri, Cypriniformes, Danionidae. The record is from RefSeq and is a predicted model, not a curated record. The transcript has 9 exons.
UGUAAACGCAGCGUUAGCAACAGUGUGUGCUAAUAUAAUCGCGGAUACAUUUAUUAACAACAACAACAACAACAUUUUUUUCUUAAUUUAUUCCGUGGAUGUUCGGAUAAAGUGAUGGAAACGGUGACUGGUGAAGACGUGACGUUCUCCAAGCUAUCUAAGAUAGAACUUCGCAAACUGAAAUUGGCUGAAUACUUGGCAGCAAAAGGAAGACUGAAAGUACCCAAUCCAAAACCUUAUCUGAAGGGGAAGCCUGUUACAAAUAAGCCUGCUGAAAAUAAUCAGAAGAUUAAAAUUACUGGUGAUGAAAAGGAGAAUUGUGGCAUCAGUGCUGUAAAUGCAAAAGGAGUGACGAGAGUGAAGACACUGGCUGAUGUUGAUAAAAACACGUCUUUAAAAAAAGGCCUGAACAUCCAUUCAUUAGCCAAAGCUCCGGCGCAGUUUUCCAGUAAACCCUGUAAUACUCACCAGGCAGGCUUUCAUGCUUUGAGGACAAAAAACAAUGGAACGGCUUCUUUUCAAAAUCCCAGGCAACUGCUCAAAGCUGAGAAAACUUGCACAACAAGGACUCAUCCACAAAGCCUUCAAAAUGCCCAAAAUAAAGCUCAGCCAGCUUCCCAUGUUGCAAAUAAGUCUCAGAAAUCAAGUCUAGUUUCAGUCUGUGGUUCUUCACACUCUGUAUAUAUAAAAUCUUCCGUUAAAUGCGCUGAUCAAGCAUAUGAUUCAAAGAUGGAACAAAAGUCAGCAAGGCUUUUGGGUAAGAAAUUAACAGAAACGACCAUCAAGACAACCACAACUGCCACUCUGAAGAGUCGGGGGCUGCUCAACACAACUGGAACAAAAAUUCAGACAAACAAUAUUUCUAAAAAACAAACUCUGCAACCCAGAUGCCAAAGUGGUGUACCAAAGUAUGGCACCCAUAGCAGAAAUCCUGCACUCAUUACCUGGAAAUCAAAUUCAGCAACAAACAGAUCAGGCAUAAACCAGAAGAAGGAUGUUUCGUGUAUUAUCACGAAAGCCACAAAGAUUCAAUCACAUAACCCUGUCACAAACAGAGAAACAAGAACUAGUGUAUCUAAUACCCAGGCAAAACCAGUACAACAACCUAGAAGUCAGAAUGUUGUGCCAGUCAGUUCUCAGCGCAUUAAUCAGAAAUCAAAUUCGGCCACAAACAGAUCAGACAUCAAUCAAAGAAAGGGUAUUUCGUGUAUUACCACGAAAGUUGACGGCAAAAAAGCAAGUGUGUCUUCUAAACCUGUAAACCUCAAAGGAUCAGCAAACAUAAAAACUCAACAGCAUGCUACUCUUAAUGCAAAUAAUGCCACUGCUUCUACCAAACUACCCGGUCGAAACACCAGGAGUUGUGUACUUACACAAACUACAUCUGAACUCAAAGAGCUCCAGCAGCCUGUUAUGAUAUCCAACCAGAUCAAGCCUGCAGUCCAGUUUCAGACCCCUAAAUCCAGUAUCUGUCCCAGUAAUCAGGGUGUCCGAACAGCCCCGGCAGAUGGAAAGAAAAGGCUUACCGAAGCUCAGGAGGAAAGACUGCGUAAGCUCCAGGAGUGGCGUGAGUCGAGGGGCAUUACAUAUAAACGUCCCCCCAUGCCCGUCCGACUGGUGAGGAGAAAGACAGUCUCAACAAUUCCUCAGCCAUACUGGACCUCAAUGGAGAAUGAAGACGAAGUUCAAGACAUUGUCUUUGCUGUUGAGCGAUCGUUAGAUGACUGCAUUCAGUUAUUACAACAGGGUUUCCCAGUAGAGCAGGUCCGAGAUGUGAUGUCUCGUGUGCCGAUGGCGCAGAAGUUUGCUAAAUACUGGAUCUGCCAGGCAAGACUAAUGGAAAGAGAAGGAAAUCUAGAAGUCUUGUCUUUGUUUGAGGAGGCCAUUCGUGUUGUGCGGGAGCCUGUGGACGAGCUUCGCGCUGUGAUAUUUGAGAUCCUUAAAAAGAAACAGAGUCAGGGUCAGUCUCCUGUUUCAAAAGAGUCUGAAGAGGCAGAGACCACAGUGGAUGAUGAACACGAAGACGGUGACCUCAUGUGUACCCCGAAACCUGUUGGUGCCCUCAUAUGUGGAGUGAGGGGAGACUCGUCUGUUGUCAAAUAUAAAAUUACAGCCACUCCAGGGGGGAAAAGGAGUCAGCAGGGAGCAGAACCAGGUCAAGUAGAUGGUCACGAAAUCCGCUUCUUCACCCCAGUGCGCCGUUCAGUGCGUAUUGAGAAAACCGCUCGGCGUUACCCAACAGCCUUGCAGGAGCACGACCCCUGCGUGACCUCUAUGUGUGACCUUGCAGGUGAGAGUAAGGAAGAGGUCCAUGGUGACCCACAACCCCAAAACUCUCCAUUGUAUGUGUACCGGGAGAAUGAAGCACUGAGAGACUGUGUCCAGGUUAAACUGGUUUAUCCAGAGGAGGUUGAAUCAUGAUAAUAACCGUUAUCAUAUUUUAAUCUCGAUUUCCCAACAGGAAGCAAUCAAUCGUUUGUUAUUGUUUUUAAUUAGAUUGUACUACACGUGUUUUGCACUAUGAUGACAUUCAGCCAAGUUUAUAUAUCGCUUGAUACGUUUUAGCUUGAAGUUCAGACUUUCUCUACACUGGUUAAAUGCUUCCUAACUGGUUGAUAGCUACAAUGAUAUGCUAUGAUAUAUCCAAGUAUUAAAAGGUUAGUUGAAACCAAAAUUAGACUGUGAUUGUGGUUUACUCAAACUCA